ACCCGUAAGAGUUGGGUUUGACCAGAGCCAAGAGAGGAUCUUACCCGGGCUCCACUUGUCCACGGCUCCUCCUCCUGUCGCUGUCAGCGAGAUUCCUGGGACUCAGGCAGAGUUAGUGCUGUGCCGAUCCGAAGCCAGGAGCCAGGUGCUUCCUCCUGGUCUCCCGUGCAGGUGCAGGGUGCAAGCACUUGGGCCAUCUUCCACUGCACUCCCAGGCCACAGCAGAGAGCUGGACAGGAAGAGGAGUAACCGGGACAGAAUCCAGCGCCCUAACCAGGACUAGAACCCGGGGUGCCGGCGCCAUAGGCAGAGGAUUAACCAAAUGGACCACACAUCCCCGACCUACAUGCUUGCUAACUUAACCCACUUACAUUCUGAACAACUCCUGCAGGGCUUGAAUCUUCUUCGUCAGCAUCACGAACUCUGUGACAUCAUUCUUCGAGUAGGUGAUGUUAAAAUUCAUGCUCACAAAGUGGUGCUUGCCAGCAUCAGCCCAUAUUUCAAAGCUAUGUUCACUGGAAACCUUUCCGAAAAAGAGAACAGUGAAGUUGAAUUUCAAUGUAUCGAUGAAACUGCUCUGCAGGCCAUUGUGGAAUAUGCCUAUACGGGGACUGUUUUUAUUUCUCAGGACACAGUUGAAUCUCUCCUUCCAGCAGCCAACCUACUCCAGAUAAAACUUGUCCUUAAGGAAUGUUGUGCGUUUCUUGAAAGCCAGCUUGAUCCUGGUAAUUGCAUUGGAAUUUCUCGUUUUGCAGAGACAUAUGGUUGCCAUGACCUUUAUUUGGCAGCCACUAAAUACAUAUGCCAGAAUUUUGAAGCUGUUUGCCAGACUGAAGAGUUUUUUGAGCUUACACAUGCUGAUUUGGAUGAAAUUGUCUCCAAUGACUGUUUGAAUGUAGCUACCGAAGAGACUGUUUUUUAUGCACUGGAGUCUUGGAUCAAGUAUGAUGUACAAGAACGCCAGAAAUACUUAGCACAGCUACUAAAUAGUGUACGAUUACCUUUGCUGAGUGUUAAGUUUCUCACUAGACUCUAUGAAGCAAAUCAUCUUAUUCGCGAUGACCGCACUUGCAAACAUCUUUUGAAUGAAGCCCUAAAGUACCACUUUAUGCCAGAACAUAGACUGUCUCAUCAGACAGUCUUGAUAACACGACCUCGCUGUGCUCCCAAAGUACUUUGUGCAGUAGGUGGAAAAUCUGGACUGUUUGCCUGUUUGGAUAGUGUGGAGAUGUACUUUCCUCAGAAUGACUCUUGGAUUGGCUUGGCACCACUAAACAUUCCUCGCUAUGAAUUUGGAAUAUGUGUUUUAGAUCAAAAAGUGUAUGUUAUCGGUGGUAUUGAAACUAAUGUGCGUCCUGGAGUCACGAUCAGAAAGCAUGAAAAUUCAGUAGAAUGCUGGAAUCCUGAUACAAAUACCUGGACUUCUUUAGAGAGAAUGAAUGAAAGCCGAAGUACACUUGGAGUAGCAGUACUUGCCAGAGAACUUUAUGCUUUAGGUGGUUAUGAUGGACAGUCUUAUUUACAAUCUGUAGAGAAAUAUAUCCCCCAAAUAAGAAGAUGGCAACCUGUGGCACCAAUGACCACAACAAGAAGUUGUUUUGCUGCAGCUGUGUUGGAUGGAAUGAUAUAUGCCAUUGGUGGGUAUGGUCCUGCACACAUGAACAGUGUGGAGCGUUAUGAUCCAAGUAAGGAUUGCUGGGAGAUGGUUGCAUCCAUGGCAGAUAAAAGGAUUCACUUUGGCGUUGGUGUCAUGCUAGGCUUUAUUUUUGUAGUGGGUGGACAUAAUGGUGUCUCACAUUUGUCAAGCAUUGAAAGAUAUGACCCUCACCAAAAUCAGUGGACUGUGUGUAGACCAAUGAAAGAACCCAGAACAGGAGUGGGUGCUGCAGUUAUCGACAACUACCUUUAUGUAGUCGGAGGUCAUUCAGGGUCUUCCUAUCUGAAUACAGUGCAGAAAUAUGACCCUAUCUCAGACACAUGGCUGGAUUCAGCUGGCAUGAUAUACUGUCGCUGCAACUUUGGAUUAACUGCACUUUGACAGGUGUGACUACUUGGAAAUAAUGUGAUGGUGAAACUUGUACCGCAUGAAAGGAUGCCCAGCUUUCUGAAACCCAAAAGCUGCAUUGCUCUCUUUUUAACUUGAAGUGGCAUGAAGACUUAAAGUUCUGUUGGGUUCUUCCAAUUCACAAGUAGUUAUGGUUGCUCUUGAUUACACAGUAAAACAAUAAUCAAAAAGAAAAAAGACAAAAAAAAAAAAAAAGAGGAAAGACCCUGCCAGUUUAAUUGUGCACUUUUUUCCCUUACAACUGAGCUACACUAAUAUUAUGUUCCUAAGUGUACAUGCAGAGAAGACCUCGCUGCUUGUUUUCUAUUUUUUAUUUUAGCUUUUCCUCCUUGAUAUAUACCAUGAUUUACUAGGAUGACAGAGGCUUUAGAUGUUGUAGUAUAUGGAGUGACUGGACAGAGUACUGACACUGCCUGUUGGAUGUAAAUUCAUAUGUGUUGCAUUUUUUAAAACAAAGGGCUGCUUUUCCUUUUGGUACUUUUAAGGGUUGUAAACAACAUAUCAUAGUGAGUCAUCUGAAUACUCUUCCUACUAAGUGGUUUUAGGGCUGGCCUUUUAAUAGGUUUAUAUGACAGUUGCUUUUACUAACAUGAUAUUUGGGGUCCUAUUUUAAGAAGUCAGAUAUUCACUGUGUAUGCCUUUUAUAUAUUGGGAGGUUAAUGCAGGAUGAUUUUAGUUACUCAUCUACAUUAUGAUAAAUGUGGAUAGAAAGAAUUAAUAAGAUCAGUUAUUUCAGUUUUUCUUUAGUAAGUAGUAGAGAGCAAGCUUCCCAGUGUUGAUGUAAGUAUUUAAGAUGUGUUUCAGUACCACCCUUAGUGCAUAUUAGUUUUUUCAUAUAUCAUUAUAAUAAUUUUAAUUUUUAAGAUUUUUGUUUGCUUUUUCAAAGUGUUCAGAUAAAAAUGGUGCUAAUUGUAGGAUUUAUAAAAGGCUAUAACUGAUGUUCUUUUGGAUGUUCACUAUGAGAUAUGCAUGACAGAUUUUGGUAGUCUUUUUCAUUUUUACUGGUUUGAUUCGUUAGUGCUUAUUAAAAAUGUCUGUGAUUACACCAAUGUUAACAUCCAAAAAUCACCUAAAUGGCCUAUGUUAUGCUUUCAUGGCUCCUGAAUAGUGAUUUAAAGAAAGAUACAUAUUUUGAUCUUCUUUCUUCUUGUGCUUGAUGUUACACAUCUUUCUUAAAAACAGGAAUAUAUGCAUUAAAUAUCAAGCACUUAGAGGCAGUUAUGCAUUACUUUGUACAUUUCUUAGGUAACUUUAUAUUUCGAAGUUAUUGAGGAAAACUGGAACUCGAUGUUUACUUGAGUAGUGGUUCUAAAUUUGGUUCUGCUUUAAUUGGAGAAAGUCUUUUAAAGCAAAAUUGUUUGCUAUAGCCAAUGAUAGCUUAUUUAAAAGAUCAGUUAACUUAUUUUAUUUUAGCAUGUUUUAAUAAAUGUCUAUUAAACACAUUAGCUUGCAUUUUAAUAUGAUGUUGGUACUUGUAUUUUGGUACUGUAUUCAUUUUGUUUUCUUGAUUUUUUUAACUUGCCCACUAUCUCCUUAUAAAGUCUCUGCAAGACCAGUGUAUAUUUUUUUCCUAACAAAACAUUCAUUCUGCAUUCUUAAGUGCCAUAAUGUUCUAAACUAUUGUGAAGAAGCCAUUUGUAAUUAUAAAACAUAGAUUCAUUUUUUAGAAUAUAUUUUACUUCUUGGGCAAUUUAUAGUUUUCCUGUUCUUCCAUAAAUUGCCAGUUAUGUAUUUGAACAUAUACUAUAAAACUAUGUAAAAUCAUAUUUAGUCAUAAGAGUAGUAUCAUGCAUUAUGAAUAUUUGCACAAAUUAUAAAACCUUGCAGUUUUUACUCUCUUCUAAUUUAGAACUCAACAGGAACUAUUAAUAAAAUCAACAGCCUGAUUAUUUUCUAUGUUGCUUGUUUGAAUAACAUAAUGAUAUAUAGCAAUAACUUUUUCAUUGAUUUCAAUAAAUCUGUUGAAUAGAAAUAAGGUGCACUAUUGUACUUGGCCUACACAUUAAAGAAAAGCAAUUUAAAAUAGAUCUCAUAAUAUACUUCAUUUUAAAUCCCUAAAUGAUUUUCUUUGUUUAUAUCCAUAAAAUCAUUAAAAUCAUCCUAUUCUAGUUUUAAAGUCGUCUCCCAGAAGACAAGGGAAUUUGGAAAACUGUAGAAAAUUAUUUUAAUUGUAAACACAUCUAUACUGUACACUUUAUUUUAAAAUGUUUUAUUUGCAUCUUGUCUCUACUGUCCAGUUAGUGUAAAAUACAUAAUCAUUUGGCAGAUUAGAUCAAAAUCAUGCACUGAUUAUUGAAAAAUCUAAAUUUCUUCUUAGUCAAGACUAAAUGUGAAACAUCUUGGGCAAUAGUAGGAGCCAUAUACCAGUGAACAACUUAGGAAAACUUGUGAAGGGAAGAGAAAAAUCAUUCAAAAUUUAAAAAUAUAUUUAUUUUAGGAUUUCUAAACCUACUAUAGUAUUCAAAAUAACCAGAGCUUCUAAUAUGACCUGACAAUAAGUUUACAAUAGGGCAUUCUCUUAUAAUUUGAGAAAUUUUAUUGUAAAUAUUCUGCUGAAAAAUUGUGAAUUUAAAGUCACUUUUUUAUGUUAAAAAGGAUCAAAAUGUUUGCUUAUAAAUCCCCAGGGUUUAAGGUAUUAGAAAGUAAUUACAUUUAUUUAGGCAAGGAAGGGAAAGCUGUUUUAUGGUUGCCCAGAAAUAUUCUAGAAAAUAGAAAAUAACAGCAAUGGGGACUAGAAAUUAAUCAGUUGUAAGAUAAUUGCUUUCUAUAAUUAUGUUACAAAGACUUAACCUGUUAGGAAUAUUUGACUUUAAUAUUUGUUGGAUGUAAUAAUAUAACUUAACUGAUUUUAGAUGUAACCCAAAGGAUAUUUACAAGUUCUAUAUGUUAAUGCUAAAAUUGUUUUAAAUAUAAGUGGAUAUUAAAUUGUAGGGAGUGGUAUCAAGCUAUAGGAAAAUGGCAUUGGGUUAUGGAAGUUAAUAGUUUGACACAUACAGAGGGCUACUAUAUGUAUAACUAAUGUGCUACAUGCUGCAAGAGCUAGAAAUACCAGUGAGAUAAGCUCUUUUCACUCAGAGGGUAAAAUAUAGUGUGAGAGACCUGUACCCAAGUAACUGUUAGAGUAGAAGAUGUAUCUAAUUCCUUAUCUCCAGUAUCAUAAGAAGUGUUUAGAAACUUAGUCUAUAUAUAUAAACAAUUCUUUAGUGUUCAAUUGAGUUUUAAUGGCAUGAAUAAGAAUUAUGAAAAACCUAAUGUUUAUAGAAUUCCCAAUUUUCUGGAAAUGGAUAAUGUAUUUUCAAAUAGAAAAAUAAAACUACAGAAAUUAAAAAACAGCAACUAUUUCUUAGUGUCAGAGCUCUGGCUAACAUCAAAGGAAAUACAUAAAUGUAUAUAGUAAUGCUAUAUUUGUUUUCAGUUUUGGUAUUGGAUUCCUAGUAUUGUCACCUAAGUGCUCAUUUUCAGGAAAAUCAGAUACUAUGAUACACUUACUGCUUAAAGUUGAAUAAACUUGUGAUAACCUCUAUAACCUCUGUAAUUUAAAAGGUAAGCAAUUAUAACAUGUCACAUGUCAAGUUAACAUCCAGUUCAACUUCUUAACUGUUUUUUCCCUUUGUAAACAGCACUUUAGUUAGACAUGAUUUAUUAGAUGGUGACUAUUCUGUGGCUGGAUACAUAUUGGACUUUCACUUACAGUAUAUUUAUUCAGUGUUGAGACACAUUUGAAAAAAGUAAAAAAUACAAUACGUUUCAAUUAUAGGUUUACAAAUUUUCUUAUUGGUGUGAAUAUGGAGUAAAAUAAAAAUCCAGUUUACAUCUCUGCAGAGAGAAAAAUUGUUAUCCAUAUGUCUUUUAUAUUAUAUAUAUUUAACUAGAGGUAAUUUAUUGUUAAUUUUGUCAAGUUAUCAUGUGUAAGUCCCAUUUAUUUCAAAAUACCAAGCAAAAAGUUCCAAGUUUGCCUUAAAAUACAAGUGAAAUUAAAGAACUGGAUGAUAAUGCCUAUAUUUUUGCCUUAUGAAUUAUGCUGUACCAUAAACCAGAGAUGGUUUUGAUUUUAACAGGAUUCUGAAAUUUUGUAGAUGUAGAGUACUAAUAUUUGUACUCUCUUGCAAAGAAUGUCAUCUAGUUGUGGAUUAUGUUACUAUUUAAAUGUUUUUGUAUCUGCAUUUUACCUCCAAAUAUGUACCUUUUUAGCAUCAGGGUUUUAUUUUUUUAUUUUUGUUUACAUAGUAAAGUGGCAUUUAUCUUGUUGAAGAUUGUAUUCUUUUGUCUUUUAUUUUAAAAGUUCUUUGUUUAUAUUAUUGUGGUAAUGUUCUGUAAUGAUUAUAGUUAAAUUUCAUUUAUUGUGAAAUGUUUAAAAUAAAAUUGAAAAAUUUAAA
Oryctolagus cuniculus (rabbit) is the source of this 6441-nucleotide messenger RNA. The record is from RefSeq and is a predicted model, not a curated record. Lineage: Eukaryota; Metazoa; Chordata; Mammalia; Lagomorpha; Leporidae.